Messenger RNA from Penicillium riverlandense, 1566 nucleotides. RefSeq names its product arylsulfotransferase family protein. The record is from RefSeq and is a predicted model, not a curated record. NCBI's taxonomy places the organism in Eukaryota, Fungi, Ascomycota, Eurotiomycetes, Eurotiales, Aspergillaceae. The transcript is spliced from 2 exons. Bases 1 to 1566 code for a protein of 521 amino acids.
AUGCGUCUUUUGAUUUGCGCCCUAGCCAUUGGAUGGCUUAAUAUGCCAUCCUUGUCUCAAGCUCGAACUAUCAGCACAAGAAAAAGCGAAUCUAAUCUUUGCGCUGUGAAUGGACGGCAGAUCGUCCACAAUGAGAGCAGUAUCUGGCCUUGGCAGACUUAUCGGUCAUCCAACAUCACGCCGCCGUACCUCCAGAUCAAUCGCAGCAGUGAAGAACUAGCACCUGGCCUGCUCUUCAUUGGCCAGGAGAAUGAUGGUACUCAGGCUGGUGUCAAGCAGGUAGCUCCCUUCAUACUGACCGACGAGAGGAAAGCUGCAUAUGGCGCCGAUGCUGGCCGGGGCUGGGGCGAGGUGCAGAUUUACGAUGAGAGCUAUCGCCAGAUCAAAUCGGUAUGCUUGCAGCUUAAUUUGACAUUGCCGGAAGGAACAACAACCAACUGUGAUGCCGACGUCCACGAGUCAUUUAUUACGGACGAUAACACUAUUCUAUUGACAGCAUAUAAUGUCAGUCGAGCCGAUUUGUCCUCGUUGGGAGGCCCAAGCGACGGAUGGGUAUACGACUCGAUUGCAGUCGAGGUUGACUUGGAAACAAAUGAAACGGUAUUCAUCUGGAGCCCCCUGGCGCAUCUCUCUGUGAAUGCGACGCGUGUGCCGUAUACCGGCUCCAACUCGACUUCGCCCUUUGAUUGGUUUCAUAUGAACUCAAUCCAGAAGUACGGAGAUUACUAUCUCAUUAAUUCGCGACAUCUGUGGCGAACAUAUCUGGUGAAUCGUAAGGGGGACAUUAUAUGGUAUAUCGAUGGCCAUAAUGGCGGGGACUUUGGGAGUCUGCCUGAAAACGGCCAAUUCGUAAGGCAUCUAAAAUCCUCUUGCCUUGGUAUCUUCUUUCUCACCCUUUCACAGUCAUGGCAACAUAUGGCACGGAUCCACAAUAUUUCUUCCACCCAGGCCUUACUGAGCUACUUUGCCAAUGAUCUUGACACAGCUAAUGGCACUGUCCCCUCCAAAGGCCUGACCUUACGCUUGACACUCCCACCGAGUCCUGUCAACCCGCCCGAGGUCAUCACAGACUUUUGGGAUAGCGAAAACCCAGUCUCGUCGGCUGCUGAGGGGGCGUUCUUUCCGCUUGCGAACGGAAACACCAUCAUGGGAUACGGCGACCAGCCUUAUAUCAAAGAAUACGGACCUUCAGGAAAACUGCUUUGGUCAGCGCAGUUUGCUGAUUACAAUCUCGGGCAGAGCUACCGGGCAUACAAGCAGGAUUGGCAUGCAACGCCAAGCACCCGGCCCAGUUUGGUGGUUACAAGUAUCUCUGCGGAAGAUGACCUCAGUGAUUGUGCUGGUCCAUCGUCUAAGCUGCGUGGGUAUGUGAGUUGGAAUGGGGCGACCGAUGUCACUCUGUACGAAGUAUAUGCAGGGGCAGACAGCAAGAGCCUUCAAUCUCUAGGGAAAGUUGAAAAGAAAGGGUUUGAGACGAAGUUCUCGUUGCCUGUCGGAUCACAUGUGGUUCAGGUGGCUGCGGUUAAAAAUGGUGAGGCGAAAAGGUCAGAGGUCUUUUAUGUAUGA